Messenger RNA from Phragmites australis (common reed), 949 nucleotides. RefSeq names its product prefoldin subunit 2-like. Gene Ontology annotation, cellular component: cytoplasm; prefoldin complex. Gene Ontology annotation, molecular function: protein folding chaperone. The record is from RefSeq and is a predicted model, not a curated record. Gene Ontology annotation, biological process: protein folding. The transcript is spliced from 2 exons. Lineage: Eukaryota; Viridiplantae; Streptophyta; Magnoliopsida; Poales; Poaceae. Bases 259 to 699 code for a protein of 146 amino acids.
UCGGCCCAAAUCAAAACAAACCUUUUUUUUUUCCUGGUGCGCCGCCCUUCCCUUCCCUUCCCCCGUCUACCACAGGACACGCCCGACUCCUCCGACGCCGCCUUCUGCCGAGGCGACCCACCUCGAAUAGUCUCUCCUCCUCCGACUCGGAACUUCCCCUCUGCUGAGAGUGGGGAUCCAUCCGGACUUGGAUCGGUUCUUCUUUUCCUGGUUUAUUGUUCCUCAUAUCCUUCUGCGGUUAGCUGCAUCACAAGGAAAAUGGCAAGCAAAGCAGGUGGUGACGGCAAAGAAGCCAUAAACGAGCAAGUAAUUGCCAAUACUUACGCUAACAUGCGUACCGAAAUGAACCAACUCUACACCAAGAUCACAGAGCUGGAGAUGGAAGUCAGCGAGCACUCACUUGUGAUUGGUGCAAUUGAGCCCCUGGACCCCUCAAGGCGCUGCUACAGAAUGAUUGGUGGCGUCCUGGUUGAAAGGACCAUCAGGGAAGUCCUGCCCGCCGUGAAGCGUAACAAGGAGGGCCUUGAAGAGGUCAUCGCUCGGAUGCACGAGGCACUGGAGAGGAAAAAGAAGGAGAUCACCGAGUUUGAGCUCAAGUACAAGAUCAGGAUUAAGAAGGCUGGCAAUGAUGCUGAGGAAGAAGGCAGCAAGAAGGAAGGGACUGCACAGGGAGUUCUUGUUGGUCCUGCUGGACAGUAAAACUGAGUUAGAGAGACCUUCAAGCUACUUUAUGGUGCCCGGAUUGCUCUUUACUAGGUGUCGAAUGAUAUCUGUGUGUGUGUUUGGGUGAUAUGUGUCUGUAGAACCGGCGAUUUUGUGUAAAACUAGAUAUUAUACUCCUCCAUCCAUUCAAGAAUGUAUCGUUUUUGACGAACCGGCAAUUUUGUGUAAAACUAGAUAUUAUACUCCUCCAUCCAUUCAAGAAUGUAUGGUGUAUUUUGUUUUGAAA